AGCCCAGAAUGAUGUAGGUAUGUAGAAAUGUCAAUGAAAGAUUUUGAUCAUGCUCUUAACAUCAUUGACAGUUUGCUCGACGGAGAGCAAAAUCAGACGAGGUUGAAUGAACUGUCUCAACUGCAUCAGAUUUUGAAAUGCAGCAAAGAUAGAGUAGACCAGUCGAUAACUUUCGACUCUUUUGCUGGAGCAAUUGAUGAUGAGGACUGUUCUGGUUAUCUCCAGGAAUUAGAGGACUGCUUGAAUGAGGUACAUAAUCAGAUAAGUGACGAGUUGGAAAGAACAGAUGCCUCUAUUGAUAAUAAUAGCAGUAACAAAGAGCAAACUCAGAAUUCUAUCUCAGACUUAGACGCAUAUUUACACAUAGACGAUCCCAACAAGCUUAGUAGACUAUCUGAUGACGAAGGAAUUGGUCUUCCGGAUAAUAAUCAGAUUAGGGAGGGUGAGGAAGGCUCUGGUACGCUAAUUAGAGGAUCAGGAAUAACUUACCAGCCUACUUUGGAGGAGGAAGGAAUGAUUAAACAAACCAGGAAUCAGUAUAACGUGCAGCUGAGUCUAACAGAACAAGAUAGAACAGAGCUGUACAUUUCCUCGUUAGAGAAGGAGUUGUUAGUCUGCAAAACACGGGAACGGGAACUUGUGGUUGAUAGGGCUGAUCUUGUGGAGAAAAUCAGGAUUAUCCACGGCAUCCUGGAGGACAAACAAAAACAGUACUUUCAGCUGAACAACUACGUGGGUGACUGUGAGGAGAAGCUAACAACAUCCCACAACCGAUACGAAGCAGCGAUAACAGAGCGUGACGCGGCCCUCGCUGAGCGUGACAAGAUGUUGGUGGAUCAGGAUCCCCUGAUAUUGGAGCGGGACAGGUUGUUGAGCGAGCGAGAUAGUAUGUCUGUGGAACGUGAUAACAUGGAGUCAGACAAGUGGGAUAUCAUGAAGCAGCUCCGUGAAGUGGAAGACAGGUGCGAAAGUCUACAACAAGAGGUUAAAUUCCGGGACAGUGCGAUAAAAUCACUCCAGGAUGAACACGAGAGGUUUUCUCAGGAGUGUUUGUGUAACUCACAGUCCCUGGAUCUCGACUCACUGCGCUCCCGGACCAUGUCCAGAUCGAGCAGUCUUCGGAGUAAGUCCUCUAUGGGCAGUAAAGGCUCCGGUCUCUCUCGCUUACUAACCUUGCGCCGGCACCACGACUCCGACACAGACUCGUUUGGGAGCGAGGAAGCCGCUGCAGCUAACCCCAAGAAGAGGAAGCCUAGGAUUCAGUUCGGGUUGUUUACUGAGGAUUCCGAGAGGGAAAAACGGAAACUUCUCGAUUCCUUAUCAGAGGUACCGAUGGUUAGAUGGAAGAGUGAAGCAGUAGUAGCGUGGCUGGAGCUGGUGGUUCAGAUGCCAAUGUACAGCAAAGCCUGCAGCGAAAACGUCAAGAGCGGCAAGGUUCUACUCUCACUGUCAGAUAACGAUAUACAGACAGGGUUCAGCAUGAUCAACCCGCUGCACAAGCGGAAACUGCGCCUCGCGCUGGAGGACGUGCGCCAGACGGACUCAGUGACCUACCCCUGCCUUGCUAAGCUCGACCACUGGUGGGUCGUUAACGAGUGGUUACCAAGCAUUGGACUCAACCAGUACAAGGGUACCUUCAGAGAGAACUUAGUGGACGGUAGAGUACUCAACUCCCUAACCAGGAAGGACAUAGAACGUCACCUCAACAUAGUUGACAGAUCCCACCAGACAUCCAUAUCAUUGGGGAUCGAGCUGCUGGCUAAAUAUUCGUACGAUCUGGAGAAGUUGACUGUUAAGAGGGCUGGGUGUCAGAAUAUUGAUAGAGAUGUUGAGGUCUGGACCACCGGACGCUGUGCUGAGUGGCUGAUCUCCAUAGACCUCAAAGAACACGCCAACAAGUUGUCGUACAGCGGUAUCCACGGUGCUGUUAUCACACAGGAUAAAGAGUUUAAUGUGGACGUGCUGGCAAGCGCCCUGCUUAUUCCUGUUCAGAGGAAGGUUCUGAGGAGACACAUGGAACAGGAGAUAGCAGUACUAAAAAGCGGAGGAAGCAGACGACAGACAACUCAGACCAAACCUAAAUCAGGCAAGUUUAAAGACAGUCUGUCCAGAGCCUUCACUCCCAACCGAUCAGAAACGCCGGACCACAGUUUGAAGGCGUUCAAAGCGGCGGAACCUGGUUCUCACUGCAAACCUGAUCCGGAUACUCUAUCUAUUAAGUUUGAUCCAGAAAUAUACGCUUGAAAUAUAUUUUACGUGGUGUUUAUUGAACUAAUGCAAACUGAAUGACUGUUACUAGAAGAUACAACCGGCCGUUACUCCAUUACUGUGUGCGCUAAUGGUUUGUUAUGUUAACCUGGCCCACAACCAUUACCUGCCACACAUUUGUAGCAAACAAUGUAAGAUUGUGAGAUACAGAACUGAAAUGAUAGGCAGCGGAACUAGAAUGUAAAUAACAGCCAAGAAGGCUGCGAGAUAUAAUAUCAAAUGAUAUUUUGUUAGCACUGUUUUCGUUAUUACAUGAGUUUGUGAUGUUAUAUUAUUAAACUUAUUGUGUUUGCUACUACUCAACAUUUUGUAUCGAUUAAGGGGAAUAGGGCUGAGAAACAAGGAGAAAUUGUGAAAAUCAUAAAGAUUUUCAUCAUACAUUUUUAUCUUACCUCAUGAAAUAGGAAUCAUUCUUGUCAUUUUGAAGCCGUCUUAAAGUAUGAAAAUGGGUUCGAUUUUGUACUCAUUGGUUUAGUUUUAAGUGUUAAAAGAAAUUUGUAUGAUAUCCGACGAAUUUAUUAAUUUAAGUGGAAUAGAAAUAAAAUCCGACUGUCUUACAUUGUAGUGAAUGGUAGUUUUAUUAUUUGACAUGUAAUUACAAUUUUAUUUCGUUUAAA
This is a messenger RNA of Bolinopsis microptera, 2885 nucleotides long. Its product is annotated as kazrin-like. NCBI's taxonomy places the organism in Eukaryota, Metazoa, Ctenophora, Tentaculata, Lobata, Bolinopsidae. The transcript has 13 exons. The record is from RefSeq and is a predicted model, not a curated record. The coding region runs from base 28 to 2244 and encodes 738 amino acids. Gene Ontology annotation, molecular function: protein binding.